UGAAUAAACUUUAUUAUUAUUUUGAUUUUACUGUGGGUUUUUUUAUAUUGAAGAUUAUAGAAAAUAAUAUAAAUUAUCUUUUAUUGGUUUGACACUGGAACAGCAAUUAAAACUUAUUUAAUAAAAAAAAAUGAAGUUCCACUUUACUUUAUGCAUUUUUUUUGCUGUCAUAUGUGACGGUGUACACCUUCAAAAACCUCAAAGAAAUUCAAAUAGCCCUCCACAGGAUCAACAACUAUUAUUACUACUAAACAAACUAUGGCAACUAGAUAAAAACAGACUUGUUUACGGGCGUGAAAUUCAAAUAUCCGUUCAAGGGCGCGUGUCUUGGAAUGAAAAUGCUGUUACAGAUUUAGCUAUGCGACCCUUAUUUGCAAAUAUAAACAGUUUGGUAUUAGAAAAACCAACAUUCAAAGCUUUUAUCAAACUUCUUGACAACUACUGCAAGAAUAUCGGCGAAAACGAACUAAUUACAAAUACAGAAGCAUAUGAAAAAGAUGAAUUUCUUCGAUUAAUAUUAGAAAGUGAGAUUAUGAAAGAAGUAUACAAGUUUCUAAAAUUGAAAGGGAAAGUUGGUAACAGCUUGAAUGACUUUCGUCAAAAGUUAGAUGAACUAUGGUUUAAACCUUAUUACAGAAAAGCUUCGACAAAAAUUGAAGAUUCGUCUGGGUUUGAGCAUGUGUUUGUAGGAGAAAUAGAUAAAGCUUCUCAAAAAGUAUCUGGUUUUCACAGUUGGAUACAAAUGUAUUUAGAAGAAAAAAAAAAUGAUCUGAACUAUUUAGGAUAUUUAAAACAAGGAAAUAGCACAUCAAUUCUAAUGAGUCGGUUUAAGUGGCAUAAUUCAGUAAAAUCAAUAGGAUCAACGUUCAUUGGUACGUCACCUGAGUAUGAAAUAGCCGUAUACACAGCUAUAUUUUUAAUGGAAUACUCUGAUUUUCGUUUCACGAUUAAUGGAACGCCUGUUAAAGUCACUUGCUUUGGAAUCAAUAGAGGAAAAAGCAUCGGAACCUGUUAUCCGGAUGUCAUAUAAAAAAAGUUUAACAUUAAAAAAACAUAAAAUAUUAGAGUAAUCUUUUGUAUUAGAUAUUAACUUUAAGGCUUAUAUAUGAUAAACUUUUAUACAUAAUAAUAUUA
Hydra vulgaris (swiftwater hydra) is the source of this 1134-nucleotide messenger RNA. Its product is annotated as uridylate-specific endoribonuclease B. Lineage: Eukaryota; Metazoa; Cnidaria; Hydrozoa; Anthoathecata; Hydridae. Gene Ontology annotation, molecular function: RNA endonuclease activity. The record is from RefSeq and is a predicted model, not a curated record.